This is a messenger RNA of Pan troglodytes (chimpanzee), 855 nucleotides long. It is a transcript of the gene NPPA, whose product is annotated as natriuretic peptide A. The record is from RefSeq and is a predicted model, not a curated record. Gene Ontology annotation, molecular function: hormone receptor binding; hormone activity. Bases 100 to 561 code for a protein of 153 amino acids. Gene Ontology annotation, cellular component: cytoplasm; extracellular region. Lineage: Eukaryota; Metazoa; Chordata; Mammalia; Primates; Hominidae. The transcript is spliced from 3 exons. Gene Ontology annotation, biological process: negative regulation of systemic arterial blood pressure; cGMP biosynthetic process; receptor guanylyl cyclase signaling pathway.
GAGACAGGGACAGACAUAGGCCAAGAGAGGGGAACCAGAGAGGAACCAGAGGGGAGAGACAGAGCAGCAAGCAGUGGAUUGCUCCUUGACGACGCCAGCAUGAGCUCCUUCUCCACCACCACCGUGAGCUUCCUCCUUUUACUGGCAUUCCAGCUCCUAGGUCAGACCAGAGCUAAUCCCAUGUACAAUGCCGUGUCCAACGCAGAUCUGAUGGAUUUCAAGAAUUUGCUGGACCAUUUGGAAGAAAAGAUGCCUUUAGAAGAUGAGGUCGUGCCCCCACAAGUGCUCAGUGAGCCGAAUGAAGAAGCGGGGGCUGCUCUCAGCCCCCUCCCUGAGGUGCCUCCCUGGACCGGGGAAGUCAGCCCAGCCCAGAGAGAUGGAGGUGCCCUCGGGCGGGGCCCCUGGGACUCCUCUGAUCGAUCUGCCCUCCUAAAAAGCAAGCUGAGGGCACUGCUCACUGCCCCUCGGAGCCUGCGGAGAUCCAGCUGCUUCGGGGGCAGGAUGGACAGGAUUGGAGCCCAGAGCGGACUGGGCUGUAACAGCUUCCGGUACCGAAGAUAACAGCCAGGGAGGACAAGCAGGGCUGGGCCUAGGGACAGACUGCAAGAGGCUCCUGUCCCCUGGGGUCUCUGCUGCAUUCGUGUCAUCUUGUUGCCAUGGAGUUGUGAUCAUCCCAUCCAAGCUGCAGCUUCCUGUCAACACUUCUCACAUCUUAUGCUAACUGUAGAUAAAGUGGUUUGAUGGUGGCUUCCUCGCCUCUCCCACCCCAUGCAUUAAAUUUUAAGGUAGAACCUCACCUGUUACUGAAAGUGGUUUGAAAGUGAAUAAACUUCAGCACCAUGGACAGAAGACAAA